Messenger RNA from Lepisosteus oculatus (spotted gar), 3573 nucleotides. RefSeq names its product wingless-type MMTV integration site family, member 3 (gene wnt3). NCBI's taxonomy places the organism in Eukaryota, Metazoa, Chordata, Actinopteri, Semionotiformes, Lepisosteidae. Gene Ontology annotation, molecular function: cytokine activity; frizzled binding. Gene Ontology annotation, biological process: canonical Wnt signaling pathway; neuron differentiation; cell fate commitment. Gene Ontology annotation, cellular component: extracellular region. The record is from RefSeq and is a predicted model, not a curated record.
GACCAGCUCACUCUCCAAAACUGGAGAAGGCAGGCACAUCCAUUUUUCUGGCCCGUAAAAAAGAAAAAAAAAGAAAACAGGGAAAAAAAGCAAAAUUCAAACUUUUACUUUCCCCCUCUCUCCCCAAAUAAAGUUUUUCUCCCCUCUAUUGUUGGGGGGGAUUUUUCCACUGGGACUGUACAUUGGGACAUCUAUUUGUAUACAUGUAUACACACAAAGUAUACCUCAUGGAUUGGUACCUGCUCGGAUAUACCCUCUGCGUCUGGCUGUCCGGUUCAAGGGUGAUUGGAGGCUAUCCCAUCUGGUGGUCUUUGGCUCUGGGGCAGCAGUACUCCUCUCUGGGCUCGCAGCCCAUCUUGUGCGGCUCCAUCCCCGGCCUGGUGCCCAAACAGCUGCGCUUCUGCAGGAACUACAUCGAGAUCAUGCCCAGCGUGGCAGAGGGGGUAAAGCUGGGCAUCCAGGAAUGCCAGCACCAGUUCAGAGGCCGGCGCUGGAACUGCACCACCAUCGAGGACAACCUGGCCAUCUUCGGGCCCGUCCUGGACAAAGCGACCCGCGAGUCCGCCUUCGUCCACGCCAUCGCCUCGGCCGGCGUGGCCUUCGCCGUGACGCGCUCCUGCGCCGAGGGCACCUCCACCAUGUGCGGCUGCGACUCGCACCACAAGGGCCCCCCCGGCGAGGGCUGGAAGUGGGGGGGCUGCAGCGAGGACGCCGAGUUCGGGGUGCUGGUGUCCCGCGAGUUCGCCGACGCCCGGGAGAACCGCCCGGACGCCCGCUCCGCCAUGAACCGCCACAACAACGAGGCCGGUCGCACGACCAUCCUGGACCACAUGCACCUGCGCUGCAAGUGCCACGGGCUGUCGGGGAGCUGCGAGGUGAAGACCUGCUGGUGGGCGCAGCCCGACUUCCGCACCCUGGGCGACUUCCUGAAGGAUAAGUACGACAGCGCCUCCGAGAUGGUGGUGGAGAAGCACCGGGAGUCGCGCGGCUGGGUGGAGACGCUGCGGGCCAAGUACGCCUUCUUCAAGCACCCCACCGAGCGCGACCUGGUCUACUACGAGAGCUCGCCCAACUUCUGCGAGCCCAACCCCGAGACGGGCUCCUUCGGGACCCGGGACCGGAGCUGCAACGUGUCCUCGCACGGCAUCGAGGGCUGCGACCUGCUGUGCUGCGGGCGGGGCCACAACACGCGGACCGAGAAGCGCAAGGAGAAGUGCCACUGCAUCUUCCACUGGUGCUGCUACGUCAGCUGCCAGGAGUGCGUCCGCGUCUACGACGUGCACACCUGCAAGUGAGGGGAGGGCUGGCAGGGGAAGGAGGGUCGGACAAAAGGAACGAAAGCACUUCUGUUCUGGAAGAAACUCCGUCGGGAAACCCGCUCCGGGCCUCCGCGCGGGGCAUGCUCACGAGAAGCCCAGGCCCCUGUGUUGGUCAGACACACGGCUCCCCCAAUUGGAAGUUCACUGUUCAAAGGGGAGCGGCAACGAUAGUUUUAUAUUUCGGGGUUAGAGAGAAUCAGCACCGAUGGGGCGCCUUGCAGGCCGCCGUGAAAGUAAAAUGGACACAGUCACCUCCAAAUCACAUGAGAAGAUCCAAAAUUUCCAGGUAUGCGCAGCGCCGUGAUCUGCAAUUCAGAAAGAGGCAACAAAACCUAUGCCGAGGCGGAGGCCUUCUUACAGUGUAAACGAGCAGGCUUGGGAAUAUGUCUCUUUUAAUCCAAUGGAAAUAUUGCCCAACGUGUGUUGAGGGACGUUUUACAACCCGAGAUUUUUCGUUACGAUCUGUAGGGAAAUUCCUUGAACAAUCAAGGCCCUGCCAAUAACAAAGGUACAAAAAUUUAAAACUUGCCUGAUAUCAUAUAUUGAUAAUUAUUAUUGGCAUUGUUUUGUAAACAGAAAAAACCCAGCCUGUGUUACAAAUUAUGCUGUGAAAAGAAAGGUCUCUUGCAUUACUGAGAUCUGGUCUGAUUUACUGACUGGCAUGAAGUUGCUCACUUUUCAUUUUUCCCAGUCUAGAACAAAUGAGGGAUUAGAGAUUAAAGCACUGCACAGUCUGCAGGGUAUGCAUUGCUAUAUACUGUCCCAGAAAAAUUAUUAGGAAGCACUCUUUAAAGAUGGAUAAUUCACCAACAGAGGCAAUUCCAGCUGAAACAUAAUUAAUGGCAUAAAUUCCACUCGACUUCAAGAGAUAUUGGUCUACUCUGCCAAUAGCAACUGACAGCUCUCAGAGGUUCAGCAGUUACUUAGUUUAACCUCAAAUGAGCUUCCUGUUGGAACAGCAGCCUGCAAUCCACAGAGUCUGUCGGAAUUGACACAUUAGGCAGGUCUGCUGUUGCCUUCAACCAUACACCAGAAUAUGGACUCCUAAGCAUGCCUUUUAUAAAGUCAGUUACAUUCUUUCCCAUAGCACUGUAUACAAAGGUAAAGGCCUAGACUGCUGCUAAUUUUACAGUCCUUAAGAAUCAUAGGACAUAAAACACGAAGGGCCUAUGGAUUUUAACACUGCAUACCAUUCUCAAAUAAUUUAAGGCAGCAUAUAAUACGCUAUAAUAUAAUGUUAAGAAAUUUCAUCCUGAAAACUUAACAGGACCUUGGCCACUGAUGUCUCAUGUGGCUUCUGCAUUUGCGAUCAGUGUCCUCUGCACCAGUUAUGUGUCCCUAUGGCUUGUUUUAUGUCAAAUGUAAUGUAUGCAUGGACUACAAUGUUGCAUCUCAAAGCUACAAUGUGGAACACAAUCCAUGCAGGUUUGGACUGGUUUUUGCAUUCCCAUUUACUAAUAUGAAUGUGCACAACACAUCCUGGACCUCCCAGUACGUUUACUUUUGUUCUUCCACUUGUAGGCUUGCACUGAAAAGCGCGUUCACUGAGAGGCACAGGAAAAGCAGACAAUAUUAAAAGUGAGGAGCUGUACAGUGACACACAGGGCAGGAAACAGGAAGUGAGAAAGGGGGAUUACUUUAAGAAUGGGCAACCCAACACAUGCUGCUCCUUUUCGGACUCUCCUGACAACCUGCCAAGAGGAGCCUGUUUCUUGGCUGGAGGUUACAGUAACAAACUAACAGCUGUUAGGUCCUUCAGCCCAGUCUCCCAAGGUUCCCAAAGAAGCAGGUGCAACAUAAUGAGACAGCAAGCUGUUCUCUGCACCCACCACUCUCAGCACACAUGCAAUGGGCUACAGAGAUCUUGGUGAGCUACGUACAGUAUGUCUGAGAGUAAGGUGUGCCCGCACAGAGGAUCAGGUUCACUAGUCUACCGACUGAGGAACCUAACAGGGUUUUUACCAGAACAUGUUCAAACCAACCUGCACGCUUAAUAUUAAUUAUAUUUAACAACAAGUUACAAGUGUAGUGUAGGCAUUUAUUCUUUGACAUAGCCUGGAACCUGUAGCAUCCACUUAAAACAUCUCUUUGACCAUUAUCUUUAUGAUUUAUGGGGGGGGAGUUUCAUUGUUUGUUGCUAUAUCCAAAGUUUUGUACAAAGUUUUUAAAGUUAAUAAUUCCCUUUUUAUUUUAUAAUCUGAAAAUGCUAUGUUUUUAUAAAUAUUAUUUAUUAUACAAUGUAUAUACCUGUAUG